This is a messenger RNA of Paramecium pentaurelia, 2014 nucleotides long. The record is from the annotation of a GenBank genome assembly. NCBI's taxonomy places the organism in Eukaryota, Ciliophora, Oligohymenophorea, Peniculida, Parameciidae.
AUGGAUUUUCAUCAUAAAAAUAAUGAGAGAAAUAAUAAGUAUGGGAAUGAAAAAUCAAAUUAUGAUCGAAAUGAGAAGCAUAAUGAUAGAAAUAAUGAUCGUAAUAAUGACAGAAAUAAUGAUCGUAACAAUGAAAGAAAUAAUGAAAGAAAUGAUAGAUAUGAUAAUAAAAAUGACAGAAAAAGAAAGGAUCGUCAUUAAAAGAGAAAAAAUAGAAAAUAUUCAUCAUCUAGCUUAUCUAGGCCAUCAUCUUCAGUUUCUGUUUCUGUUUCAUAAUCAGAAUCAUCAUCAAGUUCUGAAAAAGUACCUAGAUAUAGACCCAAAAAUCAUGAUAAUAUGGUAUUAUUAUUGGAGAAUUUACCAGAAGAUUUAACAAAAUAAUAAUUAGAUAGUGCAUUUAAUGAAGCAGCUAUGGAAGCAAAUGUAAUUCCUCAUGAAGAAAUAUCUAUCAUAAAUGCAUUUGGGUAAGCAUAUAUAAAAUAUUGUACUGUUGAUUAUGCAAGAAAAGUUUUAAUAUAUUUAAAAGGUAAAAUAUAAAUAGGUGAACAUACUCUUAAUGUAGAUUUCUAUGAUGAUACUAGUGGUAGAUAGAGAAGAGUAAUGAAUAUAAUAAUAAUAAUUAGAAUAGACAUGAAUUAAAAAAUAGUUUAAUUAAUUAGCCACCUACAAGUUAUGAUUGGAUAUGUGAUAAAUGUGGAUAUGAGAAUUUUGCAAAAAGACAUAAAUGCAAUAAAUGUUUAAAUCCAAGAAAUAUAAAUUGUAAAAUAUUGAGUGUGAUGAUGGCUCCUCCCACUGGAUUUACUGAUGAUUCAAUAUGCAAUACUAGUUUGAUGAUAAAAGCAAAAGUAUAUCUUUUAUUAUUAAAAUUAAGUCCAUAGCUGAUGCAACAGAUAGUGAUAUAUUAGAUAUAUUUGCUCCUCUUGCUGCUGUUAAGGAUAUAAGAUUGGUUAAAAACAAAGUACCUAAGGAUCCAAGAAUGAAAGAAUAAAAGGAUUUUGCUUUUGUAGAAUUCUUUAGUGUUGAAGAUGCAGAGAAUGUUUAUAGAUAUGUAACAUAAAAUGAAGUCAGACUUCAUGGAGAUUAACUAAUAAUCUAGUAUUCCAGAAAUAAUAGAGCUUCAAGAUAUGAAGACCAUUCUAAACCAUUUGGGUAUUCUAUAAUGUUAAUAUCUAGAUUUUAUCCAAAUAACUAAUUUGUUAUGUAACCAUAAGGACCAUUACAACCAUAGAUUCCAUCAUAAAUUUAAUCAUAACUUAAUCCAUAAUAACAACCAUAAUAAUCAUAGGAUAUUAUUCAAUAAUAAUAAUAAACUUAAAUGUAAAUACCCAUGCCAAUACAAAUGUAAAUGCCAAUACCUCCUCCUAUGCCAAUUCAUUAAAUUCCAUAAAUUCCAUCUAUCCAACACAAUCAACCACAACAAACUCAACCUAUUCCCUAAUUACCUAUCUAAAUGCCUGAAGUCUCUAUUGUAUAGCCAAUAGUUUAAGCUCCUUACCAAGCAGCCUAAUUAGCUUAAGAGAGAAUUAUAUUGAAAUAAGAACAAAAGCUUACUUUAUCAACUCCUCCUAUGAAUUUGAUGUCUCAACUUCCUCAAAAAAUUUUUAAUCCAAAACCUUAAUAGUAGUAAUAACCAAUUUAAUAAUAAUCUUAAUAAUAAAAAAAGUAAUAAAAAGUUGAGGAGACAGAAGAAGAAGUCAAAUCUGAUAAAGAAGAUGAACAGCCAUCACCUCCUCUACCAACAAAAACUAUAAAUAAAGUUCAACCUCAAUUAACAGAAGCCUAAAUAAGGAAGAAGGCAGAAUUAGAAUUAAAGAAAUGGGAAAAAUAAUAACAAACAAAAAAACCAGAGGUUAAAGUACCACCUUCGAAACCUAUUAUAAAUCAAGUAGAGGCUUAAACAAGAUUAAUUUUAUAUAUUUGUCCAAUCUGUAGAAGAAAAUUCCCAAGUGAAGAAGUUAUGAAUUAUCAUUCUCUAAACUCAGAGAUGCAUAAGUAAAAAUUAUUAUCAAUUUGA